Molecule: messenger RNA, 3033 nt
Organism: Symbiodinium pilosum
Lineage: Eukaryota; Dinophyceae; Suessiales; Symbiodiniaceae
Source: the annotation of a GenBank genome assembly
AUGAACACAUGCGUGGUAAGUGUCACUACAGAUCGUGGUACAGAGAAAGCUUUGGUGCGGGUUCCUCCAUUACGUUUUGAUGCAGCUUUCCCAUUCUUUCUGCCAUCAGAAGAGCUUCGAUUUGAAAUUGAUGCGGGUGAGCAAGCUGGUGAUCCUCCUGAGCAGCCAAACCGAGUUGGCCCGCAUCCUGAGGCGGUUGUGGAUCCUGGGGAUCUUUUAUCUUUGCAGGCAGCUGUAGAUAUUGCAGGCCCACUGCAUGCGUUGGGGAAUGCAAGCAAGGGAUUUGUCUACACCAUGCCCAAUUAUGCCAACUUGUUCUACCCUCAAUUGAAUGCGCUCAUACGGUUCCUCCAUGCCCCAUACUACAGAGAGUUGUUUACCCACACGUGUUUGAGGGACAAUCUGGAGGUUUUGCAACCGCUUUUCCGGUCAUUUCCACAUACCAUUGUUCAGUGGAGAUGGUUGUCCUUGUCAGCUGUGGUUCCUCAACUGCUCCUUCGGAAGAAUGCUCUCAUUGCAGGAUGGAACCCUCAAGCAAUGGGUAUUCGCGUCCAACGGAACAAUGAUGCCCAUGGGGAAGAGGAUGCAUUUCACAACAUGGCUUGGGAUUUAGUGGAUGCUGCUAUCCAAAGUCCUGGGUUCUGGGCGUGGCUUCGGAUGUUGUCAAUUUUGACUGCAGUUCUGGGGUACUUGGAGAGAUGGUUUUUUUCAUGCCCGUGUCAUUGUGAAGCAGCAACCAUGGAGAAUCUCUUGCGUGUUGUUAGUGCCCCCUUGCCUGAUCCAAAUGAACAGCGACAUCAAGAAAGACGUCUUGACAAGAGUUGUCCGUUCCGAAAACGACGUGGGCCAGAAUUGGCUUCUGGGGAUUUCCUUAGCAUGUUGGACCGACUCCUAGCUGCUAGCAAUCAGGAGGUGGUAUCCGUCAUCCUUGCAGACUUGACCCCGCAGGAUCGAGCAAAGGUUGUUGAAGAUUUUGAAGCGGCAAAGCAACAUUUAUUGUUCAGGAUGAGGGUUCAGUUUGCUGUUUACACUUCAUUGCCACGUGUGCUCUUUGGCCUUGGUCAUAAAGACCAGCAGCAAGCUAGGCGUUGUGCUUCUGAAGCUCUUGUUCAGUAUCAGCAGUACACUCCCGAGCAGAAGCAGCAGGCGCAUGCCCUCACAAAGAAGUUUUGCGACCCAGAAGCUCAGGGUGGUCUUAGGCCUCUCAUCAUCGAGUUCAUUGCAGGAGCCUCGCUUCGUGACUUGCAAAGAUUGAGAUUUCAUGUGUUGAGAAUUGCAUGGAUUCCUAUUUGUGAGAUGUCUGUUGAGCGCAUGCACGCAGUCUCCAAAUCUGUGUUGACGCAUGGGAGCCACGCAGCAAGCUUGCCAUCCUUGUCCUUGGGAAAUCGUUGGCCUGAAUUCUUGACAGCUAUACAACAGCCAGGCCGCUUGCAAUGGUUUGCUGACACAUGCGCCCAGGUCUACCACCCAUUGCGUGCUUGUCCUGUGUUUGGCAUUGUUGCUCACCCAGACCUCGCAACUGCAUUCCAAGGCGUUGAGGACAUUAAUCUACUACCAGUUUUGGGCAGCACGUUCAAGUUUAGCAAGACAGUGAAAGGCAUCAUCUAUCGCAGCAACCACUAUUUGCAAUUUCAGGAACCUAAGGUGGAGGUUGCUCGACUGCCCAUGCCUUCAGCUGAUAGUGUUGAGGAACGGUUGCUGAACAUUGAAGCCAUGCAUGAUUUCACAGAUGUGCUUGAACCUGGUUGUUUUUACAGCGUGCCAAUCAAGUUACAGCGCCAUGACUUUUGCACUGAGCUUGUUGUCGUGCCUUUCAUGAACCGCUUGAACUCAUGUAACCAGGGGGAUGAUCAAAUGCCUGAGUGGUUGCAGCAGGAGUGCAGCAUCGAGCAACACCCAAUGGAGGUUGAUGUUGCAGGUUUCGAAUCUUCUGACAAUCAAGUUUUGCCCGCCCGCCAAUGCCUGGACGCUGAUCAUAUGUUUUUUCAGGUGGUUUCUUCUCGACCAGCCCGUGUCAAGCAGGAUCGUGCAACCGGGAUAGGGUUUGGAGCUGACGAUAUUGCGGUGAGUAGGCAUGUUUGCUUGAAAAUGAAUUGUUCGGGUGAACAUCGCUCUGCCAGUGCUGCUGAGAGUGUUCAGGUGGAGGCAAUGACAGCGCCAGGGCUUGUAUGCCAAAGUGCACCUUUUGAGAAAGAGGAGUUUGAUUGGAUCCUGCCCCGCUCCCAACCCUCUCAUAUCAGACAUGCCUUGACCUGGGACCAUGAUGAUUGCGUGGCAUGUGUUGUGGACAAAUCCUUUGACUUGCCUGCUCAUGUCAUGGACUUGCUUGACCGUGCAAUUGCGUGCAAAGCCCUGCCGAAGACAUCAUUUGUGAUUGACGAAGCAGAUUGUGCACUGGAUGAGAUUUCUCUUUUCAAGCAGUAUGACGGCGCGCUGUUUACUUACAUUGCCACCCUGUCUGGUUACCAGCUUUCUCAAGCAGCGAUGCGAGUGGUUUCUUUUGCCAGGACCCUGAAGAACCCUCGGUCAUUGAUUCCAGCAAAUUCUACAGAGGAGCCAAGCCAGCAGACUGCCUUCACCAUAUUGCAUUCGUUGUUUGCAGCUGGGUGGAAGGUGCAUGAAGGGGGGGCAAAGGAUAUGCAGAAUUUGACAAUCACGGCUGGUGCUCCUGCUGCGUCUGCAAAGCGCAUCUUGAAGUCAGCUAGAGCUGAACGUGUAAACCGCAAGUAUUUGGCUGUGCUGCUGGAGAUUCAACAGAAUAGCGAGUUCCGAGCUUUUCUCAGGGAGCAUGAUGUCAAGAGUGUGCAGCAUGGGGCGAAUGACAAAUAUUAUAGUGCUUUGUUGUCCCGUGAACCUCAGAGGCUCCUUCGAACAGACUUCGAGAUGGAUGUUGCAGGUCAAGAUAGGAACAUUCAGGAUGCACAAGUGGUGGCUGCCACAUCGGCAGCGCGGCGAGGCAAGUUCAAAUUGCCUGAUUGUUUGUUUGGGGAUGUGUUUCCUUCAAGCAUCACAAAAGGGGGGGGUUGCAAGUAG